UAACCUGGAGGCCUUAACCGGUUAUUCAUUUCUUCCUUCCUCGAUCCUUCCAUGUCUCCGAACCGGUCGGGGACUGUUACAACACUUCUCCCCUUCCUAACUGCAUCCUUCUUCUACCCUGCACUACCCAGGAGACAGAAAGACAGAAGCUUUGAAGCUCAGCAAAGAAGGGAAAUCCAUUGAGAACAGUCUGUAAAGGCAAACCCAAAAGAGAGCCAGAUAAAGCUGCUGGCAUAUACUACUAGAAGACGUCAACAAAAAUACUUGGUCUACAAGACGUCACCAUGUCAUUGAGAUUUGGACAACAUCUCAUCAAGCCCUCUGUGGUGUUUUUGAAAACCGAAUUUUCGUUUGCUCUUGUGAACAGGAAACCUGUCGUCCCAGGACAUGUUCUUGUGUGCCCUCUCCGUCCUGUGGAACGUUUCCGGGAUCUGCACCCUGACGAAGUGGCCGACUUAUUUCAAACCACCCAAAAGGUCGGGAAUGUGGUGGAGAAACAUUUUAAUGGAACUUCCAUUACUUUCUCUAUCCAGGAUGGACCUGAAGCUGGCCAAACUGUGAAGCACGUUCACGUCCAUGUACUCCCCAGGAAGGUUGGAGACUUUAACAGAAAUGACAGUAUCUAUGAUGAGCUGCAGAAACAUGACAAAGGAGAGGAAGACUCCCCUGCCCACUGGAGAUCUGAGGAAGAAAUGGCAGUCGAAGCUGCAGAACUCAAGUCAUAUUUUCAGUCAUUUCCAGGCAAGAAGAUGUCUUGAACAAAUCCUGAGGCAUAAGAAACAGAAAAUGGGACUCAUUCUUCUGGACUCUGUGGCAUUGGAAAUAGAGCUAAACAGACUUUAUUACACCCUACAAAUACUGAAUCCUUUCAUGCAACAUUUUAUUAUACCUCUAGAUAUCUCUGGUUUUAUUUCAAUCAAGAUGAUUGACAGCCAGGAUUCAAAACAGUGACUUCGCUAAUGCUCUCAUUUUCCUCAGUUGUCUGGUUAGGAUGGCAUCAUUUCUAAAUUGUCC
Tachyglossus aculeatus (Australian echidna) is the source of this 1014-nucleotide messenger RNA. It is a transcript of the gene FHIT, whose product is annotated as fragile histidine triad diadenosine triphosphatase. Lineage: Eukaryota; Metazoa; Chordata; Mammalia; Monotremata; Tachyglossidae. Gene Ontology annotation, molecular function: ubiquitin protein ligase binding; bis(5'-adenosyl)-triphosphatase activity. Gene Ontology annotation, biological process: intrinsic apoptotic signaling pathway by p53 class mediator; diadenosine triphosphate catabolic process; purine nucleotide metabolic process. The coding region runs from base 285 to 758 and encodes 157 amino acids. Gene Ontology annotation, cellular component: plasma membrane; cytoplasm; nucleus. The transcript is spliced from 9 exons. The record is from RefSeq and is a predicted model, not a curated record.